This is a messenger RNA of Tetranychus urticae (two-spotted spider mite), 1970 nucleotides long. RefSeq names its product nuclear hormone receptor HR96-like. Lineage: Eukaryota; Metazoa; Arthropoda; Arachnida; Trombidiformes; Tetranychidae. The record is from RefSeq and is a predicted model, not a curated record. Gene Ontology annotation, biological process: negative regulation of transcription by RNA polymerase II; positive regulation of transcription by RNA polymerase II; cell differentiation. Gene Ontology annotation, molecular function: RNA polymerase II cis-regulatory region sequence-specific DNA binding; nuclear receptor activity.
AAUUAAAUCGAUGAUCGAAUCGAUCGAGCACAACACUAUAACAAUGUUUGCCUAACAAUUUUUUUAGAGUAAAUAGACCUGUGAUUCAUUAGUUAUCAAUGUAUCCUAAUACUUUAUUAAAGUGUGAAUUUUUUAUUGAUGUGCAAAGAUGGAUUUGGAACAAAUAAUUGCAUGUCUUAGAUCAUCUUUAGAUUCACCAACACCGGACACAAAUUAUGAUUCGCGAGGUGAAACUUUAGGUGUUCAACCAUUACAACAACCUUCAUGUUCAAACCAAAGCCUAUCUCUUUUAGACGCUUGUUCCGAUGAAGAUACCGUUAAAAGUUACCUGGUAGAUAUUGAUGAAGUGAUUAAUCAGAACAAUGAAGGACGAUUUUUUGAUUCAUCGAUAGGAAAUUGGUCCAGUUCUAAUGAUCGCAACAACCUACCCGAUGGCUUGUCUAUUGAAAGCUUAAAUAAGUUAACGUAAUGUUUUACUGUUAAAGGCUUUGUUGCCUAACUCGUUACAUAGUUUUUGGGAUGGUUAUUGAUAAGCGAAAAUAAAUUUUUGUAAAGUAUCAAAUAAUAAUUUAAAUCCUUAAUUUGUUUCAGAUCCAUCGACACUGGAUACAGAUUUUGCUUUGCAAUGUGACACUUUAGCUGGUCAACCAUUUCCUCAAUCUCCGUGUUCAAACCAAAGUCUAGCUCUUUUGAAAGCCUUUUGCACCGAUGAAGAUACUGUUAAAAGUUACUUACUAGAUGAUGAAUUUAAUAACCAAAACUAUGAAGGACUACAAUUUUUAAAUUCACCGAUAACAACUCUUGACUUAGAUACAAUUGAAAACCUAUCUCCAGUUGCAACUCCUAUCUCAUCAUCCAUAUCUACUGAUCCACUGGCCAUUGAGCCUCUUUACCAUUUCAAGCUUAACAACCCUUACGAGAAUCUAAAAAUGAAUUUUAUUCAUCUCGUUAAACAUGGUUAUAAAAUGAGCUUGUCAUUAAACACAAAUAGUGAAAUUGAUGAGCCUUGGAAUGCUAAUGUUGGUCAAAAAAUCUUGUCCGUUUAUUUUUCUACAUUAAGUUUGCGAAGUGAAUAUUGGCCUGAUGAUGUAAAACUAGAUGGAUUUGAAUCGCUAUUAAUGGAUGAAGCAUAUGCCGCAUUUAAAGGUCAAAGAUACUUGAAUUUAUUCGCACUUAACAAUGACAGGAUGCGAGCAUGUCCAGAUAAACUCAUUUCGAUAUGUAAUGAGAUCAAAGGCUACAGAAAAAUUUUAACUAGCGAUAAAAUAACUCUUUUAUUCAACAUGUAUUAUCAUCUUCACACAAUGGACGGUGUUAUUAACUAUGACUCUACAAUUGACGGCUGGGAUUAUCCAGCAUCUGAUUACAAAUUUGAUCGACGAGACACAUUCAUCUUCAAUCGAUCCUUCCAUGAUGGACUUAAUUACGUUAUCGAAACCUUUCCCGAUCGUUUCAGAAACGAUAUAAAUGUUAUUAUUCUCAUAUAUCUAAUCGUUAUUUUCAAUGGUGACACAACCGGAUUGAAAUGUCCCGAAAUGAUCAGACAUGAACAAUUCUCAUACAUUUAUUUGCUUCGACGUUAUUUGCGGACAGUUUGUGAAUCUGAUUGUGAAGCUUCAGACAAUCAUUACAGAUUGAUGGUUAAAAUUGAACAUGUAAGGCUUUUAACUGAAAAAACCAAGAACAAAUUUCUUCGGCUACUUCAUGAACCGUUGUUGGAAACCAUAACAAAAGCAAUUACACUUGGAGUACCUAAAAGGAUGCCUCAAAUGUUUCAGGCGCCACAUUUAAAAACAUGAAUGCAUGUAAAAAUUGUUGAUAAACACAUUUGUACUUAAAGCCUAAGUGUAAUGUAGAGCUGAUAGUGAGUAUUUUGAUACUCGACUAUUCGAUUAUUAAUGUGAUUAGAGUAUUAUUGCCUAGGUCAAAUAAGUUAUGUUAACAACAGAAAGCUAAGUUAACAGGAGAAA